Molecule: messenger RNA, 1599 nt
Organism: Colletotrichum chrysophilum
Lineage: Eukaryota; Fungi; Ascomycota; Sordariomycetes; Glomerellales; Glomerellaceae
Exons: 2
Coding region: 1-1599 (532 amino acids)
Molecular function (GO): molybdenum ion binding; 2 iron, 2 sulfur cluster binding; pyridoxal phosphate binding
Source: RefSeq, a predicted model, not a curated record
AUGGGUGCCUCAGAGCAAGUCGACCUCAGAGCGCCUUUCGUCAGCGACACUCUUUUAGAGGUCCGGACAAGCACCAUGAAGAAGAUGCCGGGUUUAGAGAUCGAAUCGGGGAUAGACAAGAACCUGCGCAACGGACCCAUUCGAGUCUCGUUCCUCGGCCUUGAGGAUGACGAGCACGACCCGACAUUUCACGGAGGUGUCGAUAAGGCGAUCCAUGGAUCCGCAGAUCGCUUCCAGCCGGGCGGCUUUGGCGAGAACUUCGUCACUAAGCACAUGAACGAGCGCAAUGUCUGCAUUGGCGAUGUCAUUGCCGUCGGCGACGAGGUUGUGCUGCAAGUAAGCUUGCCUCGACAGCCUUGCUUCAAGCUCAACCACCGCUUCCAACUCAAAAACUUCGCCCCGAACACGUACAAGACGAGCAGAACUGGCUGGUACUACCGUGUUCUAAAGGAGGGCACCGUCAAGGCCGGCGACGAGAUUAAGCUUGUCGAGCGCAAGUGGCCAGCAUGGACUAUUGAGAGGGUGCAGGAGUUCCUGCAUAGAGACCAGAGCAACUUGCAGAUGAACGAAGAGCUGGCGCAAAUUGAAGAGAUGGGGAAGGAGAGUCGUGGCGCGUUCCAGCGGCGAGUGGCCAAGGCGAAGGCCCAGGCGAAAAAGACGAAGGACAAGGGUGAAGAAUGGCGCGACUACAAAAUUGUCGAGAAGAAGAGGGAAACAUCUCGGGUUUCUUCAUUCACUUUGGAAUCUGUCAGUGGCGAUGCUCAACCCGAGGUCGACAUGGAAGGCGCCCAUACGAAGAUCAAGCUUCCCAACGGACUGCUACGAUCCUACUCCAUUGUCUCUGGCGAACCCAAAAGAUUCGAACUGGGCAUCGCGCUCGAAGACGAUAGCCGCGGAGGCUCUCGUUGGUUUCACGAAUCUGCCAACGUUGGCGACAUCGUCCAAGUCGGUCGGAUCACUACAGAUGUGAAGGUUGCCAGUGCGUCUAGCAACCACGUCUUCAUCGUCGGCGGGAUCGGCAUUACCGCCUUCAUGGCGCUCAUGGAGGCCUACCAUUCAGUCCACUACAAUUUUGAGUUACAUUACGGCAUCCGCUCGGCCGAUGAUGUGCCGUUCCGCUCGCGCCUUGAGUCUUUUGGCAAGAGCGCCCGCAUCUAUGAUGGUUCCAAAGGAGAAAGAAUGGAUAUCGGCGAGAUCAUGCGGACUCUCAAGUGGAACAGCCACGUCUAUGUUUGCGGACCGACACGUAUGAUGGAGGCGGCGAAGAAGGCGGCGGAACAAAGUGGCCUUGAUGCCACUGACGUCCACUACGAGGCUUUUGCUGCUGAUACGACUGGCGAUCCAUUCGAGGUGGAGGUGUCAAAUCGAGACGGCAAGGUUCUCAAAGUCAGCGAAGAGGAAACGCUUCUGGAGGUAGUAAAGCGUGAUAUCGGCGACUUGGAAAGUAGCUGUGAGGUCGGAAAUUGCGGAACGUGCAAGGUAGUGUUGAAGUCUGGUCGGGUCGCCCACAGGGGCACAGCAUUAUCUCCUGAAGAGAAGGCGGGAUCGAUGCUGAGCUGCGUGAGCCGUGGUAUCGGAAGAAUAGCGAUCGAGAUAUGA